Molecule: messenger RNA, 2979 nt
Organism: Brachypodium distachyon (stiff brome)
Lineage: Eukaryota; Viridiplantae; Streptophyta; Magnoliopsida; Poales; Poaceae
Product: MAR-binding filament-like protein 1
Exons: 4
Coding region: 212-2671 (819 amino acids)
Source: RefSeq, a predicted model, not a curated record
GAGAUUGCCUUUCUCACCAGUUGACACCCACCCACUCUCUCUGUUCCUCCUGCUUCGCCUCCGCCCGCCUCCGAGUUCGAUGGCGGAGUCCUAAUCCGGCGACUCCCCCUGCACGGCCGCCUCCGCUGCUUCCCCGAGCCCAAAAGCGAGCGCCACCGCUGCUGGGCCGGGAGAGCUAGGGUUUUGGUUUUAAUUUGGGGUCGCGCGCGCGAUGGGGUACGUCCUCCUCUUGCCGUCGCCGCCGCUGGUGGCCUUCCGGCGGCAUCCGUCCUCCGCCGCAUCCGGACGCCACCGCGCCCGGAGAGGCGCGUCCAUCAUCGCGUCGUCGUCCGAUGGCGGGCCGUCCCCGGCUCAGGCGCCGGGGUAUGUGCUGGCGCGCCGGGCCGUGCUCCUCGGCGUCUCGGCGCUCCCGCUCCUCCGCGACACCGCGGCCAAGGCGGCCGCGCCCAGCAACGGGGGCCUCUUGACUGUUUAUGGCAUGUUGUUACCCCAAGGUUUUAUUAGAAGAAAGGGUUUCCUUGCCCCGAGGAUAGAUCGUCAAGCUCAGAAUUGCUACAAAACUUUCAAGAUUGGACGUAAUAAAGUCAUCUGUAGACCUAACGAGGCCAUGCUUGAUGAGACAAAGGAGGUCUCAAAGGUUGAUGAACCUCAGCCUGGAGGAACACAGGCAGAAACUCCUCUACUUGAAGCUCCUCAAUCUGAAUCACCCACACCUGUGGUGGUGCAAGAACAACCUCAAGGGAAUCCACUUGCUGGCCUUCUGAAUGCAAUUGCAGUUGUUGCCUCGGGUGUUCUUGCUGCAUUGUAUGGUACUUCUCGACAGGAAAAGAAGGCCCUGCAGUCGGUCGUCUCAUCUAUGGAGACCAAAUUGGCUGAAAACGAAGCAGCAAUCUCAUUGAUGAGGGAAAAUUAUGAGAAAAGAUUAGUAGAGCAGCAAGCAGCACGGAAAAAGCAAUCGGUGAAGUUCCAGGAGCAGGAAGCUUCUCUUUUAGAUCAAUUAGCUUCAUCAAAAAAGACUGUAACAUCGUUAAGCGAAGAAUUCAGAAGGGAGAAGACAAGGGCUGAGGAGCUUAAGAAUGAAAUACAGCGAUUAGAGAGUAGUAUUGCACAAGCUGGGGAUAACAACGAUGUGCUUGAAGCCAAAUUGACAGAGAAGUUGAAUGAAAUCGAUGUUUUGCAGGAAAAAUUAAGUCUUCUCAACCAACAAGCUGAUAAUAAGGAGAAACGCAUCAAGGAACUCAGCUCAUCACUUUCUUCGAAGGAAGUGGAUUACCAGAACCUGUGCUCUUUCUCUGAUCAAACUAAAGAGAGCCUUGAGCUUGCAAAUGUUAAAAUACAACAACUGGAGGAUGAGAUUCAUACAACUAAAAAUGAUCUUGCUUCUAAGGCAUCUUUAAUUGAUUCACUGAAUGAGAAACUUGAAAUAUUAAACUCUGCAAAGAAUGAAGCUGAGGAAAGAAUAAAUGAGUUAAUAAAAGAGUACGCAGACUUGAAGGCUUCUUCUGAGACAAGAGCAAGUCACGAUUCUGAACUACUAUCUGAGAAAGAGGAUCUACUCAAACACUUGGAAGAAAAGCUCUCUGUUGCAUUAAGCGACUCUAGCAAAGACCAUGAAAUCAUUGUUGGGUUGAACAAGGAAUUGGCUGCCACCAAAGCAAUGCUAGAGGGUGAAGUUGUGACAGUGAAUAGUUUAAGAGAUUCACUUCAAUCCACUGAAGAGACCUUAAGGGAUUCCAGAACGGAGGUUUCCAAACUUUCUGAGGAACUUGAUGAAGCAAGAAGACUGAAUCAAGACCUAGAAUUGCAGAUUUCAAAACUCCAAGAGGAGUUCAAUGAAAUGCAAGAAGGUUUGACUUACAAGAUUGGAGAGGUAGAAUCAGUAUCUAGAGCUCUUUCAGAUGAACUGGUCUCAGUUAAAGAGAUGGUUCAAAAGGGACAUGAAGAACUUGAAGCUACUUCUAGUCAGCUUGCAUCUGUUGUGGAAGCUCGUGACAACCUGAAGAAAGAAUUGCUGGACGUGUACAAGAAGUUUGAGUCCACCACGCAGGAGCUUGUUGAGGAAAGAAGAACUGUGACUACUUUAAACAGGGAGCUUGAAGCUUUGGCCAAACAAUUGCAGGUAGAUUCUCAAGCACGAAGAGCUCUUGAAGCAGACCUGGAUGAGGCAACCAGAUCACUAGACGAGAUGAACACGAGCGCAUUGUCACUGUCUAAGGCGCUAGAGAGCACUCAUUCUAAGAAUUCCACUCUUGAGGCAGAGAAAGAAGUGCUAUCUAAAGCUCUCGAUGAAGAAAAGAAGAAGACGAUCCAGGCGCAAGAAAAUAGUGACGAUGCUCAGAAUCUUAUCUCAAGGCUUCAGACGGAAAGGGAGAGCUUUGAAAUGAGGUCUAGACACCUUGAAGAGGAAUUGGCGCUAGCGAAGGGUGAGAUGUUGCGCCUAAGGCGGCAGAUUAGUGCAAGCAGAUCCCAGAACACAAAAAUUCUCCCCAGAACAAGUGCAGCCACAGAGACGAGCUCUGUUCCCAGAACAAGUGCACCAACAGAGACCAGUCAGGUUGCAAACGAGCAGCCUGUGAAUGAUCGUAAUCAGAAAACCAGCGAAGUUGCUAGUGGGGCUCCCUAUACUGUAAAAAGAACCACUAGGAGAAGAAAAGGUGGUGCAUCAACAUGAAUCUGCUUGGAGAUCCUAUAGAGAAGAACCAUAUUCCUUUCAUUUUGUUAGUCAUCAGUUAUAACUUAAUUUUUGAUACUACCAUUGUUUGCAAGGUAGCUACGUAACCAUUUCUAUUAUUUCAUUUGCUUCUUUGUAACAUUCCAGACUUCCAGUUCCUUUCUUGUAAUUCCCGUGUCAUGAGUUUUGGAAAAUUGAGGGUUUAGAUGUGUACAGAUGUAUUUUUGAACGGUCAACGUGGCGGUGAAUUCUCCUAUUCGUGGUUAUGUUGAAUUGUUCACAUAUAUAUCAUUUGAUCAUUUUAUCUA